AUGGGGCCCCUCGUGGCUGUGUUCUGCUGUCCCCUGAGCUCAGGCAGCACCAAAUCCAGCUCUCUGACCUUCUCUCUCCCCUCUUUCCACCAGGUUCUCCUUGCCCCCUCUCUCAUGCCAGUCCCGCCCUGCCAUGAGUCUAUGAGCCCCCUCCGGAUCAGCGUGGGUGGUCUGCCUGUGCUCGCGUCCAUGACCAAGGGUGCUGACCCCCGCUUCCGACUGCGCUGGAAAGCCAUCGUGCUGUCCUCAGCCUGCCUGGGGCUCGUGCUGUUGCUCUUCUGCCUGCACCGCUCCUCCCCAGCACGGCAUGGCCCCCCCAGCCCUCGCGCCUGGCAGCUUGGCCUGCAGGCAGGGGAGCGCUACAAUGACACGUACCCGCUGUCCCCACCCCAGAGGAACCCCGAGGGCGUGCGCUACCGCAUCGGCCUCAUUGCGGACCUGGACACACAAUCCCGGGGCUCCCAGGAGCACACCUGGUUCAGUUACCUGAAGAAGGGUUACCUGGUACUGUCAGAUAGUGGGGACAGAGUGAUGGUGGAGUGGGACAAGGAUGAGAGCAUGCUGCAGUCCCACCUGGCUGAGAAGGGCCGGGGCAUGGAGCUCUCAGAGCUGGUGGUGUUCAACGGGAAGCUCUAUGCUGUGGACGACCGGACAGGUGUGGUCUACCAGAUCGAGGGCAACAAGGUGGUGCCCUGGGUGAUCCUCCCAGAUGGGGACGGCACUGUGGGGAAAGGCUUCAAGGCAGAGUGGCUGGCAGUGAAGGAUGAGCACCUGUAUGUGGGAGGACUGGGCAAGGAGUGGACCACCACGACAGGGGAGGUGGUGAACGAGAACCCCCAGUGGGUGAAGGUCAUUGGCUACAAGGGUGACGUGAGCCACGAGAACUGGGUGACAAACUACAAUGCGCUGAGGGCUGCAGCGGGGAUCCGGCCCCCAGGGUACCUGAUCCAUGAGUCGGCCUCGUGGAGCGACACGCUGCAGCGCUGGUUCUUCCUGCCGCGCCGCGCCAGCCACGAGCGCUACAGCGAGAAGGCGGACGAGCAGCGGGGCACCAACCUGCUGCUCAGUUCCACCCAGGACUUCGGGGAUGUGACAGUGGGGCGUGUGGGCGAGGUGGUUCCCACCCACGGCUUCUCCUCCUUCAAGUUCAUCCCAGACACAGACGACCAGAUCAUCGUGGCACUUAAAUCAGAAGAGGACAAUGGCAAGAUCUCCAGCUACAUCAUGGCCUUCACACUGGAUGGGCGCUUCCUCCUGCCCGAGACCAGGAUUGGCAGUGUGAAGUACGAGGGCAUUGAGUUUAUUUAACAGACAUCUGGAGCGAGUGGAGGUGCGUGGGCAGCCUGGGGACACGGGCAGGCCCUGCUCCUAGACCGGGCUCCGUGAGGGAUGCCAGGCAGCGCUCCCAGCUCUGUCCUC
Molecule: messenger RNA, 1419 nt
Organism: Cinclus cinclus
Lineage: Eukaryota; Metazoa; Chordata; Aves; Passeriformes; Cinclidae
Gene: CANT1
Product: calcium activated nucleotidase 1
Exons: 3
Coding region: 1-1308 (435 amino acids)
Biological process (GO): proteoglycan biosynthetic process
Molecular function (GO): GDP phosphatase activity; calcium ion binding; UDP phosphatase activity
Source: RefSeq, a predicted model, not a curated record